GAAAAAGGAGAAACAGGGAAACCAGGAAGAGAUGGAAGUGCAGGUGUUAAGGUAUUAUAAAUUUGUACUGCUUUUGAAAUGGAGGUUUUUAGUUUCUGGAUCCAUACAUGUGUAUCUCUCCAUAAAAUAUCAGUGAUCAUAUGGAGUGUAGUAAUGUCUUUUGUUUGUUUAAAUUUAGGUUGGACUAAGCAAAAUGAUCAAAAUUAUAACCAGAACAGUUAGCUUUAUUUUGAUCACACCACAGUAUAGAUUGUCUCUAUUUGUUAUUUACCAUCUUCAUCAUCAUCAUUGUCACUCCUUUGUCACAGUUUGCUUUAAUUACUUAUUGCUAUUGUUAUUAUUAUUAUGUUUUUCUUCUUUCGCAGUUCUUACCGCUCACGGCUCCGAGAAGUGCCCAGUUUCCAAGUUUUUCCUUGGAUGGGCCGGGGGGAGUCUUCAUUUAAUUUGUAGACAGCACUUUUUGUAAAGUAUGGGCUGUCCUUAGAAGACUGAUCUUUGGGAGUUCUUCCAUAUUGAUGCUCCUAGGGAUUUUUUCCACGUAUUUUCCCAGGCCCGUUUUUAGUAGGCCAAGAGCUCCAAUAUUUACAGGCACAAUUUCUGUUUUAAGGCCCCAUAUCCUAGAGAUUUCAAUCUCUAAUUCCGUAUACUUUGAAAGUCUUUCAAUCGUUUUGACAGAUGAUGAUGAUGAUGAUGAUGAUGUUGAUGAUGAUGAUGAUGACGAAGAUGAUGAUUAUUAUGCUCUCAGAGCUCUGAGGAGCUACCUGUUUCCUUGGGAGUGGCUGAGAGGAGGGGGGAGUCGUUAUUAUCUAGUUGGUAGAGAGCACUUUUCUUAAAAUGUGGCUGAUCUUCUGAAGGUCAUCGAUAUUGAUGUUUCUAGCGAUUCUGUUGACAUAUUUUCCCAGGUCCUUUGUAAGUAGUUAAAGUGCUCCUUACUAUUUCUGUUGUAGGGGAAGAAAGGAGAACCAGGAAUGGAUAAAAACAGUAAUGAUGGUGUUAAAGUAAGUGUAAGUUUCAUGAUCUUUUUUUGUCUGUAAGACAACCUUAACAACCUUAAUCAGUUCUCCAAUGUGGAUUUACCUUCAAUCAAAUACUUAUGCUUUUUUUUCUGCCAGCUAAUUUUCAGUGUCCAAAACAAAAACGAAGGCACAUGCUUUAUCCAACACAGCCACACACACCACUCAUUCAAUGUUCAUGUCCCUCACGCUUCUAAACGUUACAUUCGACCUGUUAGUUAGUAUGUCCGAGCUGGACAUUUCACAUGUGAAAUUAGAAAAUUGCCAUGGCAACCUUCCGUACGUCUCAGUGUCAAGAUGGCGACGAAGUUUUAAUAUGUCAUGAAUGAAGAUCAGCCAGGGCAUAAAAAGACGCUUUAGAAAACCUGAACACACGAAAGAGCACAUCAAGAAGGAUUCUAACAGGCAUUUUGUUGAAAAACUCUGAACUUAAGCCAAAUUUAAGCUCUAAACGUUCGAGAGAGUGGAGUUCUCGAUCGAUAGGAUCCAGGAUUAAACAUGUCAAAAACCCAAGAUUGCUAACGUAAUUCGUCACCCAUGAUAUUAAUAGGUAAUCAAAUGGUUUACUCGUGAAAUUAGGGAAUAAUUUCACUUGCGUUUUGUCCAAAUCCUAAUAAUUUCCCUUGAAAUUAUAAGCAUUUGGACAAAACGCAAGUGAAAUUAUUCCCAAAUUUCAGGAGUCACCAUUUGAUUACACAUGCAUCAAUUAAAAAAUAUUGCUAUAACUUCAGAACAUGUUCAAAUAAUGGCUUAAUCUGCAACCAUUUUAUCCUGUAAAGAAAUUCAAGCGUAGGAUAAUUUUUGAUUUGCACUAAUACGGAUACCCCAUGUAUUCCAAGAAGAAAAUAAGUUGUUUAGGUUUUCCAUGUCCCAAAUUUUAUCUUUUUAAAAAAGGGUGAGAAAGGAUCGCGUGGUGAUAAUGGACCACAAGGACAAAAGGGCAAACAGGGACCAAGGGGAAUGCCGGGAACAUGUGAUGCUAAGGUAUUCUUCUUAAGAUAUUUGAGCUUUUCUUGGUGUAGUUAUUGUUCUAUGUCUUUUUAGUCUUUUGUACGUCAUUUCGUGAUCGCACUAGUAAGCAAGACCAGGAAACUACCAUAUUUCCUACUGUGGAUUUUUACACCAUUAUAAGCUAUAUAUUCCAUGUGACAAGAACCCCUCCCGAGAGAAUUUUUCCUCUCUAAACUCUAUAAUUAUGGUACCGGGUCAACGUUCACAUGUGAGACAAGUUUGUUGUUGUCUCUCGGGGCAAUUUUCCUUCCUUCACACAAUUAAUCUGCAAAUUCAAGUUUGAUCGGGGAAAUAAGAUGGCCAAAUAACAGCGUGGUGGAUGUGUUUCUCUUUCUCUCUCUCUCUCCCUCUCCCUCUCCCCCCCUCCCUCUCUCUCCCUCUCUCUCUCUCCCUUUAUUCAUUUCAUGGUCAUUAACUCAAAUUUUUUAACCAUUAACAAGACGAAAGGUUCUAUAGGUCCAAUGUUGAAACAUUUACACCUUUCGUCUAUAGAACUGAAAUUAACGGUAGGAGAUUGUCAACCUUCUAAAUAAGAUGCUUUUGUUGUUCCUUUCUGGAUUUUAGAGCUUAUCUUCUCGUAAAUCGAGGUGUUGUUCAGCUGCCGGUGAGAACAUUUAUUGUUUUACUGUUGUCUGUGGUGUAGACUGACUUAUUUUCAUUUUUUUAAAUAAAAGUUCCUCUGAAAAAAACACAGUUGCUAGACCAGAACACUGCUCCUGUCCAGUUUAUUUUCUCCGGUUGAUUAUUUUAUUUGUUUUGCGAGAAUUAAUUUUUUUACGUCUAGGACGGGGUAGUUUUUCUAGCUCGAAAGUCGCAUUCAAAAAUGGACUGAUAAUAUUUUUAACGGUCUAAAGCCAUUUUUCGUUUUGUAUAGCGAAUUCGGUCAGUGUGAAACGCAGACUGCGGACUGCAGACUGCAGACUGCAGACCAGGGGUAAAAUGCAGACUGAGUGUAAAAUGCAGACUGCAGACUAAGAGUAAAACGCAGGCUGGGGUAAAAUGCAGACCAAGCAUAAACUGUAGUCGUGGAAGGGUGUAAGGGUAAAAAAAUCCCGCGAAUACACGUAAACGAACACUUACUUGACGACAUCUGCUUUCACAAAUCCAUUCCUUUCUUCCCUGGAACGUCGUCGACGACCCGAAAACAUAAUCGCACUCUUGAACCUUUUUUUCCGUCCGAGAGACUUCACACUUCAGCUUUAGAUACGAAGUUUUCGACACACGUGACCAGGGACCGUCAAUUGGUACAACACCACGAUGUUUUACGCUGAAAUGAAAGCUUCUGACCCAAAAUACUGUACAGGAAGAAUUAUGGCGAUAAAAAAGGGAGUGAAUCAUUCCAACAACAAAGAAAGGUGUUCUGCAGGAAAUUUGGAUAACCUUCUAUGAAAGUGUUGCAAAUCAAGGUACGCAGACUUAAGCUGUUCGGAUGUUCAUUGAAACUUCUGGCGAAUGUGAAAUGCUGGCUCACCGGCUGGCUAUUUCACCGAAUUGGAGAAGAAGGAGCACAAAUGUUUAAAAACGUCGACAGUCUUUAUUCUGCAUUUUUCACCCAGCCUGCAUUUUACUCUCAGUCUGCAGUCUGCAUUUUACACUCAGUCUGCAUUUUACCCCUGGUCCGCAGUCUGCAGUCUGCAGUCCGCAGUCUGCGUUUUACACUGACCGAUAGCGAAUUUUAUGUAUAAAUCCUCGAUAUCUACAGUGGAUUAAAAUUUUGUUCGUAACCUUUCUUUGCUGUUAGCGGAAAAAAAAACCGCACAAACCCGCAAAAAUAUAGCUCCGCACGGUAUAUCUAUUUUUUCUACGUUUUUUGAGUAAUUUCUGCUUGAAAAAGCAAUUCAUGAAGUAUAUUUUUUUAUCUUUCUGUUUUCGUUUGUGAAAAGAUUGCUCCAAUGCUUUCCACUUAUUUGAGAAAGUUCAAGAUCUACCGACCCUAGGAGCAGCAGAUGUGGAACAUUUCACGAUUAAUAGAAGCUUGUUUCUUGCUUUUGCCAACCAUCGUGGGGACAUUAAAAAUUACAAGACAGGUUCCAUGAUCUACAAGAUGAACGAAUCAACUGGAAGACUGUCUCUGUACCAGAGCCUGCAGACAAAAGGAGCUUUGGACCUAGAGUACUUUUCCAUCGCUAACAAGCAUUUUCUUGCUGUCGCUAAUCAUAUCGAUGGAACUUGCCGGCUGGAUUCUAUAGUCUAUCAAUGGAACGGAAAGCUGUUUGUUCACUUCCAGAAAUUAUCAACAAACGGAGCUGGACAGUUCAUGUAUUUCAACGUAAACGGGGAACAUUAUCUCGCAGUAGCAAACUAUCAUGACGGAAGUACCUACUCUACAAAGUCAGUUAUCUACAAAUGGAGCAGUGGCAAGUUUAACAGUUUUCAAGACAUACCAACUGAAGGUGCCUUCGGAUGUACAGCGUUUGUGAUAAACGAUGACACAUUCAUCGCUUUUGCAAACUUUUACAACUCCCAACACAAGUAUUCUGUUCAGUCCACUGUGUUCAAUUGGUCAGGAGGUCGCUUUGUUAAACUGCAGUCUCUUCAGGCUUACGGCGCGUUCGAUGUCAAGUCCUUUAACAUCAACACUCACACAUUCCUUGCCUUUGCCAACCGCCACUCUGGAAAUAAACACAGCAUCGACUCCUUCGUUUACAAGUGGAAUGGCAACAAGUUCGUCCUGUUCCAGUCCUUACCUACUCAUGGGGCUGUCGCUUGGCACCCAUUUGUGAUCAACGGUCAAACGUAUCUCGGUGUUUCUAAUCUCUAUGAUGACAGUAACAAAUACAACACUCAGUCAGUUGUGUACCAGGCCACUGGAGCGCGGUUCAUCAGGUACCAAGAGAUUCCAACACAUGGAGGGCAUGGUAUGACGUCAUUCAAGUACAAAGGUCAUACUUACCUGGCAGUGGCAAACAAUUACAAUGGUCGGAGGUUCAACAUAAACCGCGCCCUGUACAAGUGGGUAUAA
This is a messenger RNA of Porites lobata, 4986 nucleotides long. NCBI's taxonomy places the organism in Eukaryota, Metazoa, Cnidaria, Anthozoa, Scleractinia, Poritidae. The record is from the annotation of a GenBank genome assembly.